GAGAGAGAGCAGGAGAGAGAGAGAGAGAGAGAGAGAGAGAGCGCAGGUGACAGAGCUGAAGAGGAGCGCCAGUUUCUGUUCACAUCAUUUCACCGCUUGUAGCUGGUCAGAGCGUCGCCUCCGGUCGGGAAAUACACUUUUCUUUUUCAAGGGUUUCAAAAACUCUCAUUUGCUCAUUUUGUUUGCUUCACUUUUGGAAAAGCAAUUGCAUAUUUCUAAAGACACGUUGAUUAUAAUCAUGGAGAGUUUGGCGCUCCGGGUGGAAUGGAGAGUCCAGUAGCUGCACCGCGUUUGUGUCCAGCCAUCACCGUGUGGAUAUUGUAACAGGUAGAGCAGAACAGAACACAAGACAACAGAAAACAGCGCCUGGUUUUUGGGAUUAAUCUGCGUGUAGAAAACGCGAUUCCGUUUUUUGUUCAGUAGCGUCUCUGAAACACGCAGGAGCUCAUGAGAAACUCGUACAUGGGAACUUCUGAGGACGACAAGACGCGUUCGCCCGCGCCAUCCAUGCUUUCUUAUGAAUUCAUGUGUCGGUAAGUGUUUUCGCAAGUUCGUACCCACGCCUCUAAAACAAAAAGGCACUAAUUAUUUGGAUUCCUUUAGCUCACUGUAGUCUCUACUACCCGCGUCCUUAUUUCCAAACACUUCAUGCCCAUCUACCAGCAGUACUUAGAGGUCGGACCUGCGAGCUCCUGCUCCUUUACCACGCUGUGGAUUGAGACUGUUUCGGGUUCACACAGAACUUGAGGAAGUCGGAUAAAUAUAAAGCGGGAUUUGCUUGGGAAUUUUGAUUCCAAAUCCAUCAAUUCCAAGAGGCUGCUCCAGCACGAACCCCUUCACUAGCUGCUCUUUCAGGAUGCUCUUCAUGAACAGGCCAUCUUCCUCAGGCUGGGUCAGAGCCAUGGACACACGACAUGGAGUGGUUGCCAUCACUUUCCUGGCUUUCUUUAUGCAAGUAGUGGUGGAGGCUACCUCAUGGUGGUCUCUGGCUAUGAAUCCGCUGCUGAUUCCCGAGGCUUACAUCAUAGGCGCACAGCCGCUCUGCAGUCAGUUGGCAGGCUUGUCCAAAGGCCAGAAGAAGUUGUGCCAGCUGUACCAGGACCACAUGCAGUACAUCGGCGAGGGCGCCAAGACUGGGAUCCGUGAGUGCCAGUACCAGUUCCGCCACCGCCGCUGGAACUGUAGCACAGUGGAUAACUCUUCAGUGUUUGGCCGUGUCAUGCAGAUUGGAAGCCGCGAGGCAGCGUUUACAUACGCAAUCAGCGCAGCGGGCGUUGUGAACGCAGUGAGUCGAGCGUGCAGGGAGGGUGAGCUGUCAAGCUGUGGCUGCAGCAGGGCGGCUCGGCCCAAAGACCUUCCGCGAGACUGGCUCUGGGGAGGCUGCGGAGACAACCUCAACUACGGUUACCGCUUCAGCAAGGAGUUUGUGGAUGCCCGUGAACGAGAAAAGACCUAUGAGAAAACCUCCAUGGAGAGCGCACGACUCCUGAUGAACCUCCAUAACAACGAAGCAGGGCGGAGGAUGGUAUCUGACCUGGCUCACGUUUCGUGCAAGUGCCACGGCGUUUCAGGUUCAUGCAGCCUAAAGACCUGCUGGCUGCAGCUGGCUGACUUCCGCAAAGUGGGAGAUGCACUGAAAGAGAAGUAUGACAGCGCAGUGGCCAUGAAGAUUAACACACGUGGCAAGCUGGUGCAGGUGCACUCCAAAUUCAACCCGCCCACCAACCACGACCUGGUGUAUGUGGAGCAGAGCCCAGACUACUGCGUGCAGAACCACAGCACGGGCUCACUGGGCACGCAAGGGCGUCUCUGCAAUAAGACCUCGGAGGGCAUGGACGGUUGCGCGCUCAUGUGCUGCGGCCGUGGCUACGACCAGUUCAAGGCUACGCUGGUCGAACGCUGCCACUGCAAGUUUCACUGGUGCUGCUAUGUCAAGUGCAAGCGCUGCACAAGGGUCGUCGAUCAGUUUGUGUGCAAGUAGCACGCUCCAAAUUGUAUUUUAUUUUUAUUUUUUAUCAGAAAGAGAGCGUGUGUUGUGUGCAAGUAGGAUCCCUUUCCCGGAAGAAGACGGGAGAACCUUUGGGAAAGUUGGGCAAUGGAAAGUGGAAAAAAAAACUAUAUAAAUUAUAUUUAUAGAGUCAAAACAAUUAUACUGUUUCAGAAAAGACUGACCUCUUUUGUGUGUAUUUUUUUUACAUUCUCAAAGCAAUAGGUACAAGAAGAUUAAAGAAACAAAGAGUAUUUAUUUUCUGUCAUUUUUCUUUUGUCCCCCGGCCUGUUCUUUCUAAAGUGGAAUUUGUCACAGCGAGUGCAAUCCGACUACCCGGACCUUCCCGAUUAUCCACAAAAGGGUAAAUCGGUUCAUUUUGGCCCUUUAAGAGGUUCAAGUGCCGCACUGGCAUUUUACUCAACCGCACCGAGUGACUUGAGUAAUGCGGUGCCGUAGUGUUUCGUUUCAGUCUCAACCACUGUCUGCCUGGGUUUGUAUAUCACUAAGAGUGGAUAUAUCAUGGUUAUUGUGUGCUGCAUGGAUAAGCUGAUUGAUGUGUCUUAAACCCAAGCACACUUGAGCUCUCACAAACUACACUCUGUUCUAGAUCAGCGAGUCUUUGCAUUAACAUGGCGCAAAGAACUGCUUUAUAUUUCAGCUCCAGUGUGUAAGUGUAGCACGGGAACUAUUCCAUGUAUCUUUUACACAGAUUUCUGCACUGAGUGACCAUGCGACUAAAGCUGUCUGACAAAAGCAGCCUGCAUAACACGUCACUCACGCUUUAAGCUCUAUGCACCUGUUUUCUAGUGGCACAUCCGGUGAAGGUGCCGCCUCUUGAGCCACGUAUACAAAACAGGCCAUAGGUUUUCGGGAUGAAAAGCACUUUCGGAAGCUGGGCGUCUUACGUGGUUGAGUAUGAAAAAUGUAUAGGCUUUGUUUAGAGUGUGAACAAUGCACAAUGGUGGUGCUGACUUUGUGAUAAGGGAUUGACACUGGGAAAUGGCUAACACUUAUCUGUUUAAAAUCUUAAAUACACUUCCGUUCUUUACACUUGUUUUUUUGUUUGUUUGGGUUUUUUUUUUUUUGAAAGGCACAUCAACGUUGGCACCUAUGUCCAUCUGACAAACUUGCCUUUUUAAUCCAAAUUGAAAUAUUCAUCAUUUUGGGAUUUCUUGUCAUAAACUUGCAUUUAACUACUAUACAGUUACCACUAGUUAUUCAUUAUUUCAUUUUAUCAUUACUACUAUAAUUCAUUAUAAAUUCAACCAGUAUAUUUAUUAGCUGACAACAUUGAGGCUUUGAAAAGGUAUUUCUUGUGACUGACUUUUUAUAUAUGUAUUUUUUUUUCUUUUAAAUCAAACUGUUAAUAUGCUUUAAUAAAUUUUAAAUAUUAACAAAGUCAAGCAUCUGAAACAAAACCUUGAAUCAUUGAAUCAGCUAUUUUUAUUUUUAUUUUUUUUUUUAAGUCUUGUAUUCUUUGCAACUACAUAUGCCACCUUAAAAGUGUGUGUAUGUGGAUUCUGAGACCAAGUGAUAGUUCUAUGUUUGUACAGAAAUUUAUAAGGUAAGAUAUGUCUGUAUUUUUAUAUUUUGUCAUCCUGAGCAUUGACACUUCUGCAUACAGUACGUUCUUAGAAAACAAUUCUCUGAGUUAAAAAAAAAACAAAACAGUCAAAGCUUCUGAACAA
Molecule: messenger RNA, 3678 nt
Organism: Hemibagrus wyckioides
Lineage: Eukaryota; Metazoa; Chordata; Actinopteri; Siluriformes; Bagridae
Gene: wnt5a
Product: wingless-type MMTV integration site family, member 5a
Exons: 5
Coding region: 857-1981 (374 amino acids)
Biological process (GO): multicellular organism development; cell fate commitment; canonical Wnt signaling pathway
Cellular component (GO): extracellular region
Molecular function (GO): cytokine activity; frizzled binding
Source: RefSeq, a predicted model, not a curated record